AUGGACGACCCUCCAGGCACCAUACCCAAGCCUAUCAUGAACCACCCUCGUCGCCCCCCCGCCCACAAGUCCGUCUCCCUCCGACACAGCCCUCCAGCCUCUGCAUCGGGCGCACAACCCAAGGAACGGAAUACCAGCCGCAGCUCCCCAACCCUAGCCAGCGACAAGGCCAACCCACCGUCGAGUCAUCUGGGUACCGACGGCAGCAGUACCGAAGAUUUCCGAAGCGUCAUCGACGACCUAACCGUGGCAAACAAGCGCCUCAAACAGAGGCUCAAGAAGUACGAGAAGCUCUACGAUGCUCAUCUGCAGGACGAGAAGCUAUUCGAAGUCAGGUUCCACGGUCUACCUGAUCACAAGAAGAAAGAGUUGGAAGAGACACUGCGCAAAUUUGCUUCUGAGCUCGAUGACGGAACCACCCACGAUUACGUGCGCGUGUCGACGGCCUAUACCCCAGUACUCGAGACCCACAACACCUCUUCGUCAACAUCACGGUUUGCCGAGUCUGGCUAUGCGUCCUUGUCAACAUCUGGUCAAAACUCGGCAGGAGCCUCAAACCAAGAAAAGGAUCGUAAGAUGACCCGGUCAGCAUACAGCCGCCAGCAACAGAGCAUUCAAUCAUACCUUCAUGACAUCCCAAUGGGUUUGAUGCCGAAUACCAAAAGUGUUCCAAUGACCGAGAAGUCGAAAAAGAAAAUGAUCGUUCGGCGCUUGGAGCAAAUAUUUGCUGGAAAGCGAUCAGUGCCAGGAUCGCAUCCGCAGCCAAUGCAACAGCAAGAGGUUGCCCAAUCAGCAGCAACGGCAGAUCGCGAGCAACGGGAAGCGACUGGCCAGCAUUUCAGACCAGAAGGCCAGCGUGAAGCUCGCAUCAUGUCUGGCCGUGGCGUAGCUGAUGAAGACGAUGUGAAUCAGAACGUGGCCGUCCAAGGACUGCGACCCGCUCUGCACAUUGAGGAACAUGACUUCGCUGGCUCAGGCUCUUCUCCUGAUCAACGACCCACCCGUCCACUAGACUUGGACCCUUAUCGCGCGCAGAUACCAAACGAGAACAUGAGUUACAUCCGGCACCUCGGUUUCAGCCCACCCGAUAUGAAUACUGGAGAAGCCCCACUUGGCCAUGGUUGGAUAUAUCUCAACUUGCUUAUCAACAUGGCACAACUACACACCCUCAAUGUUACUCCCGAGUUUGUCAAGGAUGCCCUCCAGGAUUAUAGCAGCCACAUUGAGAUUUCUCGCGAUGGACGCAAGGUUCGAUGGAAGGGCGGUCGCGAGGUCACGCAACACAGUGGCGAAAGUUCAUCGGAGCAUUACAGUAACGCCUCACCCAACGAGACAGGAUCUUUCUCGCCCUUCAAGCGCAUGAAGACUGGAAAUAGCGGCAGCGGCAGUGAUCCCACUGGCUCUGAGCAGGCAAGGCGAUUGGCCCGCUAUCAGCGCGAGAGAGAACAGAACAAGUUUGCUUACAAGCCACUAUUCUUCCACAAGGAAGAUUCCGACAACGAGGAUGACUUCUACGGCUUCGAUGCUGAUUCCUCGGUAAAUUAUUCUCAUCAGCCGCAACAGACGGGCAACUCUUCGGGACUCAGCAGCUCGGUUAUGCAGAGCUCUUCUUCCAGGCCAAGAAGGCGUGAGAACGGACCCAUGAUUUUCUACAACAAAGCCAAGUUCUGUACUGACCUUAGUGGUGACAACAACGGGGCGUUUCUCACGAUGCCCGGUAAUUACCAACCUAUUACCAACCAGCCUCUGGGCGCAAAGUUGAGCUCUUCAUCCCUGGACAAUGCUGUCACCGAACUUUCUGAGUCACGAGGCUCCUUGGAUACCCUGAUGAUGGAGACUGAGUCAAACAACGGUUCACGCACCGUCUCUAGUGGAGACAACAUAAGCUUUUCCCCAGAAGCCCUGAGGGGUACCAGUGGCAACAACAGUCCUGAGCUCAUGGACUUUGAGGCUUCUGGUAUUGGUGGAGUACAGCCGGAGGACAACUUCUCCAUCCAUGUUCGUCGCUCGCAAAUACCAACAGUACCGUCCCACGUCGCCGCUCGCCACCGAACCAGCUUUUACCCCAAGCCCAUUCAAGAUGCGCUCCGUUCCGAGCAUGAUUCAAUGGAAACCGAGUCUCCACGAUCCAGUCCCCAGCGUGUUAUUCAUGAGAAGAUUCUUUCUGCAUCACGCAAGGAUCUGCCCAGCUCGACUCUACCGCCUGCAUCCUUCCUUCCUCUCGACUCUUGUUCCUCAGGCGAUAUCGAUUCCGAAUUUGCAUCCGACGCUUCGUCUGAACCCGAAUCUGAUUCCGAUUGCCCGGCUACAGCUAUGCAAAUUCUCAAUAUUGCGCCUGUCCGCUCGGAUGAAUCUGAAGCGUCAGACUCUGAUUACGAAGAUAGCGACGAUGGCAGCGUUGAUCUGCUGGCCACUGCUCGCCUGCAAAAUCCCAAUGCUGUUAUUGCAAGCGAGCGCGAAUACGACGCCGCACUUGCAGAUCGCCUCGCUGAGGAGAUACCUGCUGGCAGUUCAGCAGCGACGGCAGGCGGUGGAAGUGGAUUCAACAGUCCUGUCGACGGUGCCCAUGAAGUAGAGAAUCGGGUUAAUCGACAAAGUGGGUCGAGUAGUAUGGCAUCUGGUCCCGUCAGAUUGAAGCGUGCUAGGACCAGCGAUUCGACGAACCCGCAACCGACAAAGAGCCCAAAGACUAGGAAAGCAGAAAUCUAGAGUCGGUUUGGACGAUUUCAUUUUAGGGAAAUUUGAUUGCAUCGCUAUUUCUCGUGUUGGAGUUGAAGAGGUUCUGGAACCCGAGGAGGCUUUCUUUUUUUUCCUGUGCAUAGUUUUACAUCUUUGAUACCCCCUUUUUGUUGCCCGAUGGCAGUUUGAUAUCCUCUUGGGCCACACGAAUGAAAUUUGCUCAAACACAUGUAUGCGUGCCUCGUUGUGAAUCUUGUAGGGUUGCACAUGGU
This is a messenger RNA of Bipolaris maydis ATCC 48331, 2951 nucleotides long. NCBI's taxonomy places the organism in Eukaryota, Fungi, Ascomycota, Dothideomycetes, Pleosporales, Pleosporaceae. The record is from RefSeq and is a predicted model, not a curated record.